This is a messenger RNA of Xiphias gladius (swordfish), 2052 nucleotides long. Its product is annotated as serine protease HTRA1A-like. The record is from RefSeq and is a predicted model, not a curated record. Gene Ontology annotation, molecular function: protein binding; serine-type endopeptidase activity. The transcript has 9 exons. Gene Ontology annotation, cellular component: extracellular region. NCBI's taxonomy places the organism in Eukaryota, Metazoa, Chordata, Actinopteri, Istiophoriformes, Xiphiidae. Gene Ontology annotation, biological process: proteolysis; programmed cell death; positive regulation of apoptotic process.
AUGAUGAAGUUUGUAGCUUACUUCACACUCCUCACCUCCACAGUUCAUGCAGGUCUGCUGAGAAAAAGACAAACUUGUCCGCAGGUUUGUGAUGCUUCUCAGUGCCCUGCACCGCCGCAGGCCUGUUACUACGGACAGGUGAAGGACGGAUGCAGCUACUGCGUGGUGUGCGCGGGCGGUGAGGGGGAAGUCUGCGGGGAGUGGAGUGGCGGCGGCGGCAGCCCCUCCUGCGGUCACUGGCUGCGGUGCGACCCUGUCCCGGGAAUGGACGGAGGGCUCCACAGCACUUGCGUGUGCGUCUCUUCUGGCCCGGUUUGCGGCACUGACGGCAGGACUUACCCCAGCAUCUGCCGCCUGAGAGCUGAGAACAUGAGAGCCAAGGUCGAUGGGACCCCCCCAGUCAUUUUGAUCAAGAGGGGUCGGUGUGAUUCAGGAAUGCAACAUCCAGGAAGUAUGCGCUACAAGUUCAACUUCAUUGCAGAUGUAGUAGAUAAGAUUAUCCCUGCUGUUGUGCAUCUGGAUCUUUUCCAAAGAGUGCCAUUUUCUAGCAAGGAAGUCUCUGUGUCCAGUGCCUCCGGGUUUGUAGUGUCAGGCGAUGGCUGGAUCGUCACCAAUGCACACGUACUCACCAACAAGCAGAGGAUAAAAGUCGGGCUGAAGAGCGGUUCGCAGUACGAUGCUUUAGUCAAGGAAGUCUAGCACAGGAUGGAUAUUGCACUCAUCAAAAUCAAAUCAGAUACUCCCCUGCCUGUGCUGCAUCUCGGUCAGUCCUCAGACCUGCGUCCCGGCGAGUUUGUGGUGGCGGUGGGAAGCCCUUUCUCCCUGCAGAGCACCGUCACCACCGGCAUAAUCAGCACUGCCCAGCGCAGCGGCCUGGAGCUGGGCUUCAAGGACGCUGACAUGGACUACAUCCAAACAGAUGCCACGAUUAAGUAUGGCAACUCUGGUGGACCACUUGUCAACUUUGAUGGAGAUUUAAUAGGCAUAAAUACUCUGAAAGUGGCACUAGGAAUCUCUUUUGCCAUUCCUGUAGACAAGAUAUGCCAGUUCCUUGCUGAAUCCUACAACAGACAAGUCAACGGAAAUACGGGGCAAAAAAAGAAAUACAUAGGCGUCCGGAUGCUGCAGCUCUCACCAUCUUUGAUCCAAGAUCUCAAGGAGCACGAGGAUGAAUUUCCAGAUGUGAGCUCAGGGGUUUACGUUUAUGAUGUUAUAUUUGGAGCACCUGCAUCCAGCGCCGGCAUGAUCAAUCACAACGUCAUCAUUGGCAUCAAUGGGCGGCCCAUUCGCACCACACAAGAAGUGAGCAAAGCCAUCCGGGACAGUGCUUUCAGCGGUGGUGAGACAAAAGGGCAGGGAUGUUAUACUAUCAUUCCUGAAGAGACGGACUGAAAUCGAUGGCUGUAAAUGUCAAAAACAAAGAAUAAAUGUACUUUGAUGAACAGCUGUUGGUGACGUGCCCUGCUAUACUUGGAGCAACAUGAUACGUCAUGUUCCGACUGACAAAGGCAACCACCCCAGUGAUAACAAACUAUUGUACAUGACUGUCUAGCUACAUUUAAAUGCCCAUACUUUCUAUUUUUAAAGAAAGUAGUAAGGUGGAAAUGAAGAAAAUUAAACAAAAUAACUCCAGGAAUGUAUUGUACAUCACACACUGGUGGUUAAUGUUUUUGUUCACCCAAAUUGACGCAAAUAGUUAUGGUUUUAUUUUCCCAGGCUUUAAGAUAUCCAUCUCUCCCUCAAUACAAUAACGGUGAAUGGGAUUCCAUCUGUGGUGCUCACGACAGUGAAAAAUUACAUUUCUGCACCAACUUGUAUGUUCAGAGUCAAUGUACUGAUUACUCUGGCUAAUCCACAGGCUAUGAGGUAUUAUAAAAGCUGUUCAGAGCUUGUUCUGUGGAUUAUCCAGAAUAACAGGUUCACUGGGCCUCAUGCCAGAGCAUUUUCAUAUGCUUAUCCUGAACCUCUUUCACUUUUUUCCUUGUGUUUCAAGUCAGUCACCAAAUUCUCUUAACUGGAAAUGUUGUAAAUCAGUGGUUUCAGCCUGAUGAA